AUGGUGUUUCUCUCUGUGGGCCCUCGCAAGGCUCGUCGGCGCUCACUUCUGGUGUUCGUACUACUUGCUCUGAUCUUGUUCGCUCAAUUAUCGGUGGCUCAACGUACCACCGAUGAUCAGGAUGCAGCGACUACGUCGGCUGACGAUGCGACAACCACCGACGCAGCAAGAACCACCGAUUCUGCAACUACUACGGGCGAUGAAACUACCACCACCAGGUCGCGAACGAGAGAUUCAUCAGCGACGACGACUACCGACUCCCAAUCGACAUCCACCGAAUCCGCAAGCAGCUCUUCGUCAUCUUCGACAAGCAACCACCCCGUAGUGACGGUGCCGCCAACUAGCGACGCUCCCUACAUGCAGAAGUCCGACACGCCUGAGGGCACGGUUUUCAUCGCUGUUGGGGCUGCGUUGGGAUUUAUUGGACUUUCUGUUCUCGCAUGGCGUGGGCUCGUUGCAUGGUCUGUGAAUCGAUCCGUCCGUCAGGCUGCGAUCGCGCAUUCGUCCGAAACAAAGGGACUGCUUCACCAUAAGAGGAAGAAGAGAUCAUCCCAUUCACACGGAGCCCCGCCCGCCGUGUCGCUCGAGAAGAUGAACGGCAAACACCGUUCAAGCCACUCGCACCGCCGGUCCUCCAAAGUUCCCAGCUCCAAUAGCGGCCUAUUCUUUUCGCCCACUGCCGGAAUGCACAGCGGAGGAAAUAGAGGCUCGAGUUAUCUUCCCGCUGGGUAUUAUGCUGCCGGAAAUGCUGCCGCUGGCGGCGGCCAGAACAUCUCUUUUUCGUCUUCCGAUCUACCGGGCAUGGGACCGCAAUCUCAAGGCUACUCUCGGACCAGAUCAGGUCCAAGCCCACCGGGAACGCCGCCUCCUCAUCCCGCAGGCGGUGCGCAUGAGUCUCAGCAUCAUAACGGCAGACAAUCGUACGUUGGCGCCUCAACUAGCAGUGUGAACCUCUCCUCUCCUCAGCACGGAAGGACACCAAGUGCAUAUCUAGAGGAUUUAUUCGAGAACCACCCUCCUCAAAGACGACCCUAG
This is a messenger RNA of Aspergillus steynii IBT 23096, 1035 nucleotides long. RefSeq lists its product as uncharacterized. The coding region runs from base 1 to 1035 and encodes 344 amino acids. The transcript has a single exon. NCBI's taxonomy places the organism in Eukaryota, Fungi, Ascomycota, Eurotiomycetes, Eurotiales, Aspergillaceae. Gene Ontology annotation, cellular component: fungal-type vacuole. The record is from RefSeq and is a predicted model, not a curated record.